AUGCACCGCUUGAUGGGGGUCAACAGCACCGCCGCCCUCGCCGCCGGGCAGCCCAAUGUCUCCUGCACGUGCAACUGCAAACGCUCUUUGUUCCAGAGCAUGGAGAUCACAGAGCUGGAGUUUGUUGAGAUCGCCAUCAUCGUGGUGGUGGUGAUGGUGAUGGUGGUGGUGAUCACGUGCCUCCUGAGCCACUACAAGCUGUCGGCGCGCUCCUUCAUCGGCCGGCACAGCCAGGGCAGGAGGAGAGAAGAUGCCCUCUCUUCGGAAGGAUGCCUCUGGCCCUCGGAGAGCACAGUGUCAGGCAACGGCAUCCCAGAGCCGCAGGUCUAUGCCCCUCCGAGGCCCACCGACCGUCUGGCCGUACCCCCCUUCACCCAGCGGGACCGCUUCCAUCGCUUCCAGCCCACGUACCCGUACCUGCAGCAUGAGAUCGACCUGCCGCCCACCAUCUCGCUGUCGGACGGGGAGGAGCCCCCGCCCUACCAGGGCCCCUGCACCCUCCAGCUGCGGGACCCCGAGCAGCAGCUGGAGCUGAACCGCGAGUCCGUGCGUGCCCCCCCGAACAGAACCAUCUUCGACAGCGACCUGAUGGACAGCGCCAUGGUGGGCGGCCCCUGCCCCCCCAGCAGUCACUCGGGCAUCAGCGCCACGUGCUACGGGGGUGGCGGGCGCAUGGAGGGGCCGCCUCCCACCUACAGCGAGGUCAUCGGGCACUACCCUGGGUCCCCCUCCUUCCAGCACCAGCAGAGCAGCGGGCCGCCCUCCUUGCUGGAGGGGACCCGGCUCCACCACGCACACAUCGCCCCCCUGGAGAGCACAGCUGCCUGGAGCAAAGAGAAGGAUAAACAGAAAGGUCACCCUCUCUAGGAAUGCCGGGGCCCGGGGCCGGGGCCGGGGCAGCAGGAGGUAAAAGGCGAAACACUCCGCACUUCUUGAACGAGAAGACAGAGGAGGACUGGGCGGCACCCACAACAUUCGGCGCGUCACCAUCCCCUCCCCCUCUCUCUGUGUAUAAAUAUUUACAUGUUCUGUCUGGUCUGAAUGCACAAGCUAAGAAAGCUUGCAAAAAAUCACGUUUCUUUGUUGAGCUGUGUCUUGAAGGCAAAAGAGAAAAA
This is a messenger RNA of Callorhinus ursinus (northern fur seal), 1115 nucleotides long. RefSeq names its product prostate transmembrane protein, androgen induced 1 (gene PMEPA1). The record is from RefSeq and is a predicted model, not a curated record. Gene Ontology annotation, cellular component: early endosome membrane; Golgi membrane. Gene Ontology annotation, molecular function: R-SMAD binding. Gene Ontology annotation, biological process: negative regulation of transforming growth factor beta receptor signaling pathway. Lineage: Eukaryota; Metazoa; Chordata; Mammalia; Carnivora; Otariidae.